CUUUUUACUGUAUUCUCAAACGGGAUUGUCUUCCUUGCCAUUAUACGGCCUAGCAGCAAGAACAGAACCGCUCACAAUUCCUAUAUGACAUUUAUGUUUAUGAGCUCCAUGGCAGUCUCUGACAGCAUUCUUGGAGCGCUAGUUAUGCCCUUGUCAGUUGUACCAAUAAUACAGAACGGACAAUGGAACCUCGGGAACGACAUGUGCAGUGCAUAUUUUGCCUUAACACACAUUGUGUGUUCCGUGAACGCUUGUCACAUUCUGUGCAUGGCCGUCGACAAAUACAUCGCGGUGUGUAGACCUUUGCAGUACAGGUUGAUGAAAAAAUUAACUGCGCAAGUUAUGAUCUGCGCAUCCUGGAUUUUUCCAAUAUCUGUAACGCUCUUACCAAAAAUAAAUGGAUUUGACAAGAUGGGUUUGGAUUUGGCCGAAAAGUGGAUGGAGGAGAGCCACGUUUGUAUUAACGUUUUCAACAGAGAUGUAUUCGUCUCAUAUUUAAUCAUAUCGUUCUACGGUCCCAUAAUCGUGACCUAUUUUCUAUACGCGCGAAUAUUUACAGAAAUCUGCAGUUUUAACAAUCGGUCACCACAAUAUCAUCUCGAAAAUCCUUCAGCACCUCCAAAUUCAAAGAAAAAUUUGACAUCUGUCGACGUCAUAAGCAUCACAGUUUUAUCCGAGAUGACAGCGGGUUAUGUUGCAGAGCCCGAUUCGAGACAAUCUAAUUACACGAUCGACUCAGACACCAACUUAUCCAAGAACAAAAGAACGAAAGUAAAAAAUGGUGAGCACACUUCAACCGAUUCUGGGGAAUCCACGAUACCACGCCAUAUCUCCCGACACAUGAGGGCCAUUCGAACCAUUGGAUGCAUCGUUGCGGCCUUCACCGUCUGUUGGAUUCCCACGUCGCUGUAUCUGGUCACCAUCCAAUACACGGGAUUUGAACAACCGAAAUGGUCUGUUUUACUCUGCUUUUGGUUUUCAUUCCUGAACUCGACCAUCAACCCAUUUCUGUGUUGUUCUAUGAAAUCAGUGAGAGUUAAAGUGAGAAACUUGACAGGUCUGUAGGCCUAAUGGAAUGUCGUUACUUUGGAGAUGUAUUUAACAUAAAGCUGAAUAGUCUAUACUUAAAUUUUCUUUCAUUAAAAAAAAUUAGGCAA
This is a messenger RNA of Lymnaea stagnalis (great pond snail), 1157 nucleotides long. The record is from the annotation of a GenBank genome assembly. Lineage: Eukaryota; Metazoa; Mollusca; Gastropoda; Lymnaeidae.